AUGGAAAAGGAAAAAUACUUGUAUGAAAAGCACCAGAAUGCAACACUGACAAUCAAUCAAUUGGAUGGAUGGAGAAAUGGAUGGAUGGAGACACAAAGACAAGCAAUGGAGACAAAGCGGAGUCCACUAUUCUCAACAUUGAAUAUUGGAGAAGAAUUGCGGCUCUUCAUGGCUGGAGCCAAGGGAAUAUUGCAGAUGUCAUGCUCCGUGCUGGCGCAAGCCCUGAUCUCAGGAAUGGAUGAGCACGGUCGCCUACCGUCAUUUCAUGUGCAAUGUGGGCACAGAUUGCGCAUAGAAAUGUUACGCAUAGUCGCUGGGCGUAUCAAGAUGAGCUGCAGCGACUAUCUCAUGCUACUGGACAACCCGCCAGAUCACUGGCACGCAGAUGAUAGCCUUGAGGUCCUACAGAAAUUGACUGUUGUCAGUGCUACCUGCUCAACAUGCCAAUGCCCAAUUGAAAACCAGGAUGGCGAUGAACCCUCGCACCAUGCCAAGAAUCACAGUGACAACUCAGGUAAUAAUGAUGAUGCGGAGGAUGAUUAUGGGGAAGUCCUACCUGCAGAGAGAAAGGCGAAGCUCACACAACUUUUCAAAUCGAACAAAGAACUAGCUGGAUCGCGCACACGCAAUGCUAUUACCCCUCGUAUCAGGUAG
Suillus clintonianus is the source of this 654-nucleotide messenger RNA. RefSeq lists its product as uncharacterized. The record is from RefSeq and is a predicted model, not a curated record. NCBI's taxonomy places the organism in Eukaryota, Fungi, Basidiomycota, Agaricomycetes, Boletales, Suillaceae. The transcript has 4 exons. The coding region runs from base 1 to 654 and encodes 217 amino acids.